Molecule: messenger RNA, 1485 nt
Organism: Phymastichus coffea
Lineage: Eukaryota; Metazoa; Arthropoda; Insecta; Hymenoptera; Eulophidae
Product: cytochrome P450 4V2-like
Exons: 11
Coding region: 19-1485 (488 amino acids)
Molecular function (GO): oxidoreductase activity, acting on paired donors, with incorporation or reduction of molecular oxygen; iron ion binding; monooxygenase activity
Source: RefSeq, a predicted model, not a curated record
AACACGACUACCUCAAGAAUGACCAUGAUGUUCAUCUACCGCAGAAUAAUGGGAUACAUACCUGGACCAAAAACUCUUCCAUUUGUUGGAUUAUCUUGGAAACUUUCAAGAAUUCCCAUAGAAGAUCGUUUCCGAUGGUUAAAUGAUUUAUGUUUUUCAUUUGAACGAGGAAUCGUAGUUACUUGGUUUGGUAUGAAACCCGUUGUUAAUAUUCGUAAACCAUGGCUUAUUCAAAUAAUGUUAUCUAGUUAUUCACUUAUGGCAAAAUCAAAUGCUUAUAGCAUGUUAAUUCCUUGGUUGAAUAAUGGAAUACUUACGUCAUCAGGUAACGCGUGGCUAUAUUGCAGGCAUUUGAUUUCACCGGCUUAUGGAUUUGAUGCAAUAAAAUGUUACGUUGAGAUUAUGAACAAAAAUUCCAUAAUAUUGGAUGAAUGUUUGGAUAAAGAAAUCAAAUUUAAUUCAAAAGCACCUGUCAAUAUUUUAUCUCUUAUUACCAAAUAUAGUCUUGAUACUAUUUAUGAAAUUGCUGUAGGAUUGAUAGUUAAUACUCAGCAAACAGAAGGCAACCUUUAUACCCAGACACUCUAUAAAUUUUAUCAAAUAUGUAUAGAAAGAUCUAGUAAUUUAUGGUCACAAUGGAACUCACGAUUUUACCAAGCAACAACUAAAAAGAUGAUAAUGAAAGACAUACAAGUUAUGCAUAAUUUUAUUGACCAAAUAAUAAGAAAUAAAAUAAGCAUUAAUAAUGGCAGAAUGCUCAUGGAGCAGGAUUCUAGAAGUCCAGAACAGAUUAAAUUCAAAACAUUUUUGGAUCACUUACUAGAAUACAAUGAAAAUUCUGAAAAUCCAAUGACGUUACAAGAAAUGCGACAAGAAAUUGAAACACUCAUAUUUACUGGUCACGGUACAAUCUCAGCUGCUGUAACUUGGACUUUAUUUGCUCUUGGGAAUGAAUUGAAAGUGCAAGAAAAUGUGCAUAAAGAAUUGAAUACAAUUUUUGAUCAUAGCAAUAAUGCAAUAGAUAUUGAACAAUUAGAAAAAAUAAAAUAUUUAGAUAGAGUAAUACAAGAAGUUCUUCGAAUAUAUCCAAGUAUUUCAUCUAUAGUUCGGUGUAUAGAAAAUGAUGCAGUAAUAGAUAACUUUUUCAUACCUAAAGGAACAAAUAUAAAUAUACAAAUUUAUCAGUUACAUCAUGAUCCGGAAAUUUGGAAAAAUCCUGAAAUAUUUGACCCCGAUAGAUUUUUACCAGAAAAUAGCAAUGGAAGACAUUCUUAUGCUUACAUCCCAUUCAGCGCUGGACCAAGACAUUGUAUAGGGCAAAAACUUGCAUUCAUAGAAAUAAAAAUAGUUUUGAUCACUAUACUUCGUAAAUGGCGUGUUUUUAGUUUAUUAAAACCGUAUGAACUUAAAUUUAUAUCUAACUUUACAUUAAGGCCGAGUAACAACAAAAUAGAAUUAUACUUUCAACCCCUACUGAAUGCUUAA